AUGGCUGCAACGAAAAUUAUUGAUGCCCCUCGCAAUGGCCAUGAGAUGGCGCCACUAAAUACACGAGCACGGGGCGAUGGAACUCAUGGAGUCACAAUUGUUCUCACCGCUUCCCAGCGCAACUCGGUGAGCUCGGUAGAAAUACCGGGCGGAGAGCCCGAUCGCGCGGCAUGGUCCGGAAAAAUGCAGUUCUUCCUCAGUAUUAUUGGUUAUUCUGUAGGGCUAGGAAAUAUAUGGCGAUUUCCGUAUUUAUGUCAACAGAAUGGUGGUGGUGCUUUCCUGAUACCCUUCAUGGUGAUGUUAAUUUUAGAAGGAGUGCCUUUAUUUCUGAUUGAACUGGGCAUUGGUCAGCGAAUGCGGCUGGGUGCACUUGGUGUGUGGAACACAAUACACCCUUGGCUAGGUGGUAUUGGUAUAUCGUCAUGUAUUGUUACAUUGUUUGUCGCCUUGUAUUAUAACGUGAUUAUAACGUGGGUGUUCUUUUACCUGUUUAACAGUUUCCGAUAUCCUUUGCCGUGGGCUUCCUGCCCCACUAACGGCACCGUUGAAGUGGAGGAAUGCGCACGUUCUUCAGAAACUGCCUACUUUUGGUAUCGAACUACAUUGGAUGCUGCUCCUUCUAUGGAUGAACCAGGUGGUCUUAAGUGGUGGAUUGUGCUGUGUUUGUUCCUUUCUUGGACAAUCGUAUUCUUUAUUGUUAUGAAAGGCAUUCAAAGUUCCGGUAGGGUGGUAUACUUCACAUCGCUUUUCCCCUACAUUGUAUUGACAAUUUUUUUCAUUCGCGGAAUCACGCUGAGAGGUGCUAGUGCUGGACUAAUGCAUAUGUAUACACCAAAAGUUGAGAAACUCGCCGAUCCGACUGUGUGGCUAGACGCUGCCACACAAGUUUUCUACUCAUUUGGUUUGGCUUUUGGAUCCCUAAUAGCAUUUGGAAGUUAUAAUACGCCCAAAAAUAACUGCGUUCGUGAUGUCCUUUUGGUGUCAGUUUGCAAUGCAAUCACCGCUAUAUAUGCCAGCGUCGUGAUCUUCGCCAUUCUGGGCUUCAAGGCCACGGUCAACGUAGACCGCUGCAUUGAACUCAAUAAAGAUAUCUUGGUCAAACAUACUCUUAUUCCUUUCAAAAACGUAACUAACGAUGAAUAUGAAGCUGCUAUGUCGAAAGUAAACGAAACUAUGUCUAUUAACCUAGAACUUGAAGAAUGCAGCCUCUCAAAACAACUUGAUAAUGCUGCGGAAGGUACUGGCCUUGCCUUCAUUGUAAUCACACAGGCGAUUGUUGAGUUACCUGGUGCACCAUUUUGGGCGGUUCUAUUUUUUACCAUGUUGCUCUCACUUGGCUUGGGCUCUCAAAUUGGCAUACUGGAAGGGAUGCUGUGUACCCUUUUUGACAUUGAUAUUAUAAAACGGGUUAAGAAACAGCAUGUGACUGGAGUGGUGUGCCUCUUCUGUUUCACUAUAGGUUUCAUAUUCUGUACAGGUGCUGGCGAAUAUUGGCUCAAGAUGUUCGACUCAUUUGCGGGAACCAUCGGUUUGGUUGUGGUCGCGUUGAUGGAGACUAUUGCUGUUGUAUACGUUUAUGGGCACGAAAGAUUUACCGAGGACAUAUAUCAGAUGACUGGAUACCGACCCGGCCUCUACUGGCAGUUGACCUGGCGUUAUAUUGGACCAGUGAUUAUGGUGGCCAUUUUAGUUUCAUCUGUGGUCUUUAUGGUGAUCAAGAACCCCACUUACGGAGCUUGGAAUGCACAACUUGGAGCAGUGCAACAAGCUAACUAUCCGUCUUGGGUGAUGGUUAUAGCUUUAGCUAUGAUUCUUGCUGGGGUAUUGCCAAUGCCCAUCGUUUUCUUGAUGCGAAGCUUCCAAUGCUUGAAAGUGGAUCUAGAUAUACACCAGGGCUCAAUCAGACGAAAUGAAACCACGGCAUCAACAAAAGAAAUGAUCGACAAUGAUGAUGAUGAGGUCAUGAGUCCGGAUAUGCCACCUCAGAACUCAUUAGCAGCGACACGGUUUACUAUCGGCGAAUUUGAGAAUUGAAUUCAACUAGAACGAUAAACAAAUCAGCCGAAAAGUUUAGUUAAAUACAAUUACAAAACAAUACGAAAUUAAUUAAAAAACGCAACAGUUACCUCCAAGUAAACCAUAUUAGCGAGCGUUUUAUUAAUCAAAGUUAAUAAUUAAAAUACUAUUUUAUAUCUCUAUAAAAGAGAAAAAUCCCGUUUUGAAGUAGGAGUAUGUAAAAACUGGAGAUGUUUCACUAAUUUUAAAGACAUUGAAUUGUUAUCAUGCGGAUCGAAAUCGUCAUAACUAAUUCAAUACACGACUGCUCAUUAAAUCAUCAAAAAGCAAUCAACGCUAACAAACUAACGCUAACUAAACAUCGCUAUCGUUGUUAAGGCCUUUUGACUACGGGACGAAAUCGUAAUUCAUAUAGCCGAUACGAACUGUUCGUUUUCACUUUGAUUUAUAAGCAAAUUUAAAAUUUGAUUU
Messenger RNA from Rhagoletis pomonella (apple maggot), 2487 nucleotides. Its product is annotated as sodium-dependent neutral amino acid transporter B(0)AT3. Gene Ontology annotation, biological process: sodium ion transmembrane transport. The record is from RefSeq and is a predicted model, not a curated record. Gene Ontology annotation, cellular component: membrane. Bases 1 to 2034 code for a protein of 677 amino acids. NCBI's taxonomy places the organism in Eukaryota, Metazoa, Arthropoda, Insecta, Diptera, Tephritidae. The transcript is spliced from 9 exons.